AUGACAAGCAGCCGCCAAAUAUCAGUACAAACGGGUGUACCUCGAACAACGGUAUUGAGAAUUUUAAAGGCAAGGCGGUAUCACGCUUAUCAUAUUACACUUACGCAAGCGUUAACACCGAAUGAUUUGAGAGUGCGGCUUCGUUUUUGUCGAUGGGCCUUACGAAUGAUUGAGCAAGAUCCUCAUUUUUUCAGAUAUGUUCUUUUUUCUGAUGAAGCAACAUUAAAAAACAACGGAGAAUUGAACAAACAUAAUUGCCAUUACUGGUCUGACGUCAAUCCUCACUGGUACAGACCUAUGGACAAUCAACAUCGUUGGAGCCUUAUGGUUUGGUGUGGAAUCGUAAAUGGUCAUUUGGUCGGUCCCUACUUUUUUGAAGAAAAUGUAACAGGCCAAAGUUACUUACGCUUGAUCAGAGAUAAUUUACCUGGUUUAUUAGAAGAUGUUGACUUUCAAACUAGGCAGAGAAUGUGGUUCCAACUUGAUGGUGCAGCACCGCAUUACGCAAGAGAUGUGCGGUUGUUUCUAGACGCACAAUACCCUGGUAGAUGGAUUGGACGUCGUGCUCCUAUUGCAUGGCCUGCCCGUUCACCCGAUCUAACAUCGCCAGACUUUUUUUUAUGGGGAUAUCUUAAAAAUAUCGUGUACGAACAACAGCCAAGGACUAGAGAAGAUAUGAUGCAACGCAUUCGGAGAGCUUGUGCAGCUAUAUCGAGAGAUGUUCUAUUAAAAACGGUACAACAGUUCGAAAAGCGGAUCAACUUGUGUUUGCAAGCAAAUGGUGAUAAUUUUGAACAGUUGCUCCGCGGUUAA
Molecule: messenger RNA, 813 nt
Organism: Vollenhovia emeryi
Lineage: Eukaryota; Metazoa; Arthropoda; Insecta; Hymenoptera; Formicidae
Exons: 1
Coding region: 1-813 (270 amino acids)
Molecular function (GO): nucleic acid binding
Source: RefSeq, a predicted model, not a curated record